Messenger RNA from Symbiodinium pilosum, 233 nucleotides. NCBI's taxonomy places the organism in Eukaryota, Dinophyceae, Suessiales, Symbiodiniaceae. The record is from the annotation of a GenBank genome assembly.
GCCUUCGUCACGCUUAGCACUGCUGAGUCGGAACUUGUUGCCGGCCUUGACGCGGUAGUGGCGCUCCAAUCAGCAGAGGCUAUGUUGAGUGAUUUCGGCAUAACUGGUUUAGACAAGACUCUCAGAGUGGACUCGCAGUCUGCUCUGGCCAUCGCCGUGGGCCAGGGCGCCGCCAGCCAAGGUGACGAAGAGUUAGAAGACAUCUCCAUCCCUGUGUCCCUGAAUACAGAUUU